AUGGUCAAGAUCGCAAUUGCAGGAGGAGCCGGCAAUGUCGGCCAAGAGAUCAUGGAUGCCCUUGUAGCUAGAAACAAGCAUGAGAUAAUUAUUCUGUCUCGAAAGGAUGCGCCGGAAACAGAAAUCGUCCCUGGAGUGACAUGGUUCAAAACUCAAUACGAAAAUGUUGAGGAACUUACCAAUAUCCUAGAGGGAGUACAUACAGUUCUAUCUUUUAUGUCUGUCGCCCCUGGUGAUACAGCUGCUGGGCCACAGGAGAAGUUGAUCGAUGCGGCAGUCCGAGCGGGCGUGAAGCGCUUUGCACCAAGCGAAUGGGCUUCGUCUAACCUGGAUUACUUCCCCUGGUACGACUUCAAGAGGUCUGCACGUGAGUACCUUGCAGAACUUAACAAGGACAAAAAGUUCGGACUCUUCACGAACUACAUGACCUACCCAUAUAAGUCAUCCAAGCACGUCAACCUUUUCGAAACGCCAGUCAACUUUCAUGGCCGCCGAGCUCUUCUCAUCGACGAUGGUGAAGCGGUAAUAACGCUUACAUCUGCCCAAGACGCAGCAAAAGUAACUGCUUUAGCUGUAGAAUACGAAGGAGAGUGGCCGGUUGUCAGUGGCGUUAAGGGCACAGAUAUUACGAUGAAUGAACUUGUCGCUCUUGGCGAGAAGAUUCGAGGUCAAAAGUUCAAAGUCGAGUAUUUGAAGAGCAAGGACCUCGAAGCUGGUAUCGUCAAAGCUUCAUGGCUUCCCCUUCCCGAACACCCAGCGAUUCCAGCUGAGAUGCGAGAGAAGAUUGCUGCAGAUAUGAUCAAGUGCUUCCUUCUCGGAAUCAAGCAUGGUGCUUUGAGGGUCUCUGACGAGUGGAAUAAACUUGUGCCCGAGUAUAAGUUUACCCAGCCUGAUGAAUUCCUGACCAAGGCAUGGGCUGCCAUUGACGGAGGAGCUAAGAGUGCCUUCACCGAGGAUUAA
Messenger RNA from Fusarium musae, 960 nucleotides. RefSeq lists its product as uncharacterized. The transcript is spliced from 6 exons. Bases 1 to 960 code for a protein of 319 amino acids. NCBI's taxonomy places the organism in Eukaryota, Fungi, Ascomycota, Sordariomycetes, Hypocreales, Nectriaceae. The record is from RefSeq and is a predicted model, not a curated record.